CCACUGUGCGCCCUCCCGGCCGCCCCGGCCGCUCCCGCCGCCGGCCCUUCCUCGGCCCCUUGCCACGCCGCCGGCGUGUCUUUCCACAUCCAGAUCGGGCUGACCCGCGAGUUCGUGCUGCUGCCCGCCUCCUCGGAGCUCGCCCACGUGAAGCAGCUCGCCUGCUCCAUCGUCGACCAGAAGUUCCCCGAGUGUGGUUUCUACGGCCUUUACGACAAGAUCCUGCUCUUCAAACAUGACCCGUCUUCGGCCAACAUCCUCCAGCUGGUCCGGGCUGCCUCGAACAUCCAAGAAGGGGACCUGGUGGAGGUGGUGCUUUCAGCGUCAGCCACCUUCGAAGACUUCCAGAUCCGGCCGCACGCCCUCAACGUGCAUUCCUACCGGGCGCCCGCUUUCUGCGACCACUGUGGCGAGAUGCUCUUCGGCUUGGUCCGCCAGGGCCUGAAGUGUGAUGGCUGUGGCCUGAACUAUCACAAACGCUGCGCCUUCAGCAUCCCCAACAACUGCAGUGGGGCCCGGAAGCGGCGCCUCUCGUCCACCUCGUUAGCUAAUUCCCAGUCACUGCGUCUCUCGACCACCGAUUCCUUGCCCUCGACAACAGAUGAUCUGGCCCUCAUUCUCCCCACCAACCAGAGCCGAAGCUCCGCGGACUCCUUCCCCCGGCGCCUGGCCUCCUCCACGUACAUCGGCCGCCCCAUUGAACUGGACAAGCUCUUCCUGUCCAAGGUCAAAGUGCCCCACACUUUCCUGAUCCACUCCUACACCCGCCCCACCGUCUGCCAGUACUGCAAGAAGCUCCUCAAGGGUCUCUUCCGCCAGGGGCUCCAGUGCAAAGAUUGCAAAUUCAACUGCCACAAACGUUGCGCAACUCGGGUGCCCAAUGACUGCCUUGGAGAGACACUCUUUAAUGGUGGAGAUGUGCAGAUGGAAGACGCCAGUGACCUCAGUGAGUCUGAGAAGAACUCACUCAUGGAUGAAUCGGACGACUCCGGCAUUGUCCCGGGGUCCCAUUCGGAGAGCGAGUUGCGGAUGAGUGAGGACACUGAUGACAUCAGCAAGGCCCAGGGCUCCGUGGGCUAUAUCCCUCUCAUGCGUGUCGUGCAGUCGAUCCGGCAGACGACCCGCAAGUCAAGCACGGUGCUGAAGGAAGGCUGGCUGGUCCACUUCAGCAACAAGGACACCCUGCGGAAACGCCAUUACUGGAGGCUGGACAGCAAGUGCCUGACCCUGUUUCAGAACAACACCAGCAGCCGCUACUACAAGGAGAUACCCUUGUCGGAGAUCUUGGUGGUGGAGCCGGCGCAGGACUUUUCCCUGAUGCCGCCAGGAGCCAACCCUCACUGCUUUGAAAUCGUGACUGCCAAUGCCACCUACUUUGUGGGAGAAAACAGCAUCACCAACAACCCCCAGCAUGGCGGAGACAGCGUGGAGAACGCCAGGGCGUGGGAGAUGGCCAUCCGCCAGGCCCUCAUGCCUGUGGUCCUUCAAGGGGCUUCAACUUCUCAGGGCCAGGAACCUCACAGACAAGAUUCAUUGAGAAUCUCAGUGUCCAACAGCCAAAUCCAGGAAAAUGUGGAUAUUGCCACCGUUUACCAGAUCUUCCCAGAUGAAGUCUUGGGCUCCGGGCAGUUUGGUGUUGUCUAUGGAGGGAAACAUCGGAAGACAGGCCGCGAUGUGGCCGUGAAGGUGAUUGACAAGCUCCGGUUCCCCACCAAGCAAGAAAGCCAGCUGCGCAACGAGGUGGCCAUCUUGCAGAGUUUGAGACACCCUGGGAUCGUGAACCUAGAGUGCAUGUUUGAGACGCCCGAGAAAGUUUUCGUGGUGAUGGAGAAGCUCCACGGGGACAUGCUGGAAAUGAUCCUGUCCUCCGAGAAGGGGCGGCUUCCUGAACGGCUGACCAAGUUUCUUAUCACACAGAUCCUAGUCGCCUUAAGACAUCUGCAUUUCAAGAACAUCGUCCACUGUGACCUCAAGCCUGAGAAUGUCCUCCUGGCUUCAGCUGAGCCGUUUCCCCAGGUGAAGCUGUGCGACUUCGGCUUUGCUCGGAUCAUUGGGGAGAAGUCCUUCCGCCGCUCCGUGGUCGGCACCCCGGCCUACCUGGCGCCCGAGGUGCUGCUCAAUCAGGGCUACAACCGCUCUCUGGACAUGUGGUCCGUCGGAGUCAUCAUGUACGUCAGCCUGAGUGGCACCUUCCCGUUUAACGAGGACGAGGACAUCAACGACCAGAUCCAGAACGCCGCCUUCAUGUAUCCGCCUAAUCCGUGGCGCCAGAUCUCAGUUGGAGCCAUCGACCUGAUCAACAACCUCCUCCAGGUGAAGAUGAGGAAACGCUACAGUGUCGAUAAAUCGCUCAGCCACGCUUGGCUGCAGGAUUACCAAACAUGGCUUGAUCUUCGGGAGCUGGAAAGCAGGAUGGGCGAGCGCUAUAUCACCCACGAAAGCGACGACGCCCGGUGGGAGCAGUUUGCCGCUGAGCACAGCCUGCCUUACCCGGACCAUCUGCGGGUUCGGCGGCUGGAAGAGGAAGACGAAGAGGAGGAGAGAGAGGAGGACGAGCAGCGGGAAUCGGAGAUGAAGGGCUUGACCGAGAGAGUCAGCGUGCUGUGACCGGAGGCUUGGAGGAAGGCUGGAUGAUGGGCAGCCGGGCAGCCUCGACUUUCAGGUGCCUCCGGGGAUGCCCUCCUCUCUGGGUGACCCUCCUUUGGAUGUGAGGCAGCAGCGGUCUCUGCUAGCAGUGUCAAAGGAGAACACAAUUGCCCUGAACUUGUACUCUUGUUUUCCCAUUGAAAACCCCCCACUUAGCAAAGGAUGGUGGCGAUCCGGAAAGGCUCAGAUUUAAUGGCGUGAAAGGGCCCUGGAUAAGCAUCUGCUGAAGAAGCCGAGGGUCUUCCGGACAGCAUUCGGACCCACGGUGGAAGAAGGCGGGAGGUGCCCCCAGCGACUUUUUUAAUCCAUCAACCGUACCUUGCAAGUCUGCUUACAAUAAGCUUGUGUGUUGUUGUAUCCCCUUCCAUGGAGGGGUGUGAGCUUGCCUGCGGAGUCUCCGACCUGGGAGCUUUGUGGGGACGGGGGAGGAGAUUUAAUAGUCCGUGUCUAACUGAAGCAAAAAAACAAAAACAAAACCAGAUUACAGUACUGGCUACUUAAAGAGGUACCUCUGGGGACAAUCAGACUCCGUGGCCAACGGCUCGCUCUCUACAUCCAAACCUUUGCUUCCCCCCCCACUCCUAUCCUCCCUCCCCCACCUUCGCCACCAGCAUUUUGGCUCCGUGUCUGUUUAAAAAGUUAAAACUCCAAAGCUGAACCGCAGCUCAGAAGACUAGUUCCUUGUGCAAUAAACACAGUGGCCUUUUCUUCCCCGAAGCUGCCGUUGACUGGAAGUCUUUGGGUCAACGUCUUGGCGUCAAAAAGAUUGGUAACGGCCAGAAUCCCUCAACCGACAUGGAAAAAAGGGAACCCAGUGGGAAAAGGUGGCUGUUUUUUGUGAAUAUGCAUGUGGUUUCUUUUUUUAACGUAAUAAUGAUCAUAAUAUUGGAA
This is a messenger RNA of Pogona vitticeps (central bearded dragon), 3537 nucleotides long. It is a transcript of the gene PRKD2, whose product is annotated as protein kinase D2. The record is from RefSeq and is a predicted model, not a curated record. Gene Ontology annotation, cellular component: cytosol. Gene Ontology annotation, biological process: protein phosphorylation; intracellular signal transduction; phospholipase C-activating G protein-coupled receptor signaling pathway. Gene Ontology annotation, molecular function: protein serine/threonine kinase activity; ATP binding. NCBI's taxonomy places the organism in Eukaryota, Metazoa, Chordata, Lepidosauria, Squamata, Agamidae.